AUGAAGUUGAAAUUAUUGGCAUCGAAGGACUCGCCACCGCUGGCAGCGCUCCUCGCCGUGCACCACGUGGGGGAGGAGUUUCCGGUGAGCGUGGAGUGGGGGGAGACGACGGCCUUGGCGGUGUCGGCCGAGACGACUUUCACGACCCAGGAGUCGAUCUGCCGGUAUGUUGCGAGGCAGGUCCGCGGGGCGUAUCUGUAUGGGGAUGGGGCGUUGAAGAACGCGGAGGUGGAUCACUGGGUGCGGUAUUGCUUGGGCCCACUCUCGAACGAGGAAGCUGAGAAGUGCCUUAAGUACAUCGAUGAUGCGCUACUGCCGGUGCAAUACCUGACGGGGAAUCAGCUGACCAUUGCCGACUUCAUGGUGUGGUCCUACAUUCACGAGAUGAUGCAUUCGAACCCAAAGCUGAACCGCAAGACCAUGCCGGGCAACGUCAUUCGCUGGUACGAAUUCAUCGAGGCCCAGCCAUGGUGCCAAGCGGCAUUGAAGUCCCUGCCGGACGGCGUAGUGGUGGGAAAAAUCAAGCAAGAGAAGCAAGGAAACAAGACCAAAGACGAGGGGAAGUUCGUGGACCUCCCGGGAGCGGAGACGGGCAAGGUCGUGGUCCGCUUCCCACCCGAGGCGAGCGGGUACCUCCACAUCGGCCACGCCAAGGCGGCCCUGCUCAACCAGUACUACCAGAGGAGUUUCAGCGGGAAGCUCAUCAUGCGCUUCGACGACACCAACCCGGAGAAGGAGAAGGCCGACUUUGAGCAGGUCAUCCUGGAGGAUCUCAGGCUCCUCGACGUCACCCCAGACAAGUUCACCCACACGAGCGACCACUUCGACCGGUUGCUCGGGUUUUGCGAGCAACUCCUGCGCGAGGGCAAGGCGUAUGCGGACGACACAGACGCGGAGACGAUGAAGCAAGAGCGAGAGCAGAAAGUCGAGUCGAAAAACCGAAAGAAUUCCGUCGAGAAGAAUCUGACCAUGUGGGAGGAGAUGAAGAAAGGUUCGGCGGCCGGCUUGAAAUGCUGCGUGAGGGCGAAGAUCGACAUGCAGUCGAUGAACGGGUGCAUGCGGGACCCGACGAUUUACCGCUGCAAGAACGAGCCACACGUUCGAACGGGUUUAAAGUACAAGGCCUAUCCUACUUACGAUUUCGCGUGUCCGAUCGUCGACAGCCUCGAAGGCAUCACCCACGCCCUGAGAACGACCGAGUACCACGACCGCGACGAGCAAUACCUGUGGAUCCUGGACCAGCUGGGCCUCCGAAAGCCUCACAUCUGGGAGUUCAGCCGCCUGUGCAUGACCAACACGGUAAUGUCGAAGAGGAAGCUGACCUGGUUCGUCUCCGAGGGGCUGGUGGACGGGUGGGACGACCCGCGAUUCCCGACGGUGAGGGGGGUACUCCGUCGCGGAAUGACGGUCGAGGGGUUGAAGCAGUUCAUCCUGGCGCAGGGAUCGUCCAAGUCGGUGGUCACGAUGGAGUGGGAUAAGAUUUGGGCGUUCAACAAGAAGGUGAUCGAUCCCAUCGCGCCGCGUUACACGGCCCUUCAACGAGGUGUUCUCGUUUCCGUUCACGUGAAGGGGGUCACGGAGGCUCCGAUAUUCGCUCAGCUCCACCCGAAAGACCCGUCGAUCGGGAAGAAGCCGGUGUGGAUCACGCCGAACGUUCUCAUCGAGCAGGAGGAUGCCGACAUGCUGAAGGAGGGCGAGAACGCGACGUUCAUCAACUGGGGUAACCUGAAGAUUCUGAAGCUCCAUAAGACGGACGGGAAGGUGACGAAGGUGGAAGCGGAGCCGAACCUGGAGAACAAGGACUACAAGAAGACGCUGAAGCUGACCUGGCUCGCCGAGACGGACAAGGCGCCCCUGAUCCCCUGCCGGUGCGUGUACUUCGACCACAUCAUCUCGAAGCCGGUCUUGGGCAAGGACGACGACUUCAAGCAGUUCCUCGGGCAGGACACCCGCGUGGAGGUGAUGAUGCUGGGCGACCCGGAGCUCGCCCGUCUCAAGCAAGGCGACAUCAUCCAGCUCCAGCGGAAGGGAUUCUUCAUCUGCGACGUUCCCUACAAGCCCUUCAAUCCGUACACCUCGAAGGAGUCCCCGGUCAUCCUGUUCUUCAUCCCGGAUGGCCACAGCAAGGAGAUGCCGGCCAACAGCGCCUUGAAGAAGCAGAAGAACGCGACGGACGAGAAGGUGAAAAAUGCAGCGAAUUCAUCCGAGGAGCUGGAUGCGAAAAUUCGUGCUCAGGGCGAGAAGGUCCGCAUGUUGAAGUCUUCCAAAGUACCCAAGGAUUCUGUCGACGCCGAGGUGAAGAUCCUGUUGAGCCUCAAGGCCGAAUACAAGGCCUGUGCCGGACGGGAUUGGAAGCCGGACGCCGCACCUCCGCCAACGGCAGCUGCGCCGGCGAACGCCGCGGACCUGGAUUCUUUAAUAAGGGCGAAGGGCGAGCAGGUACGACAGCUGAAGAGCAGCAAGGCGGCGAAGGAGGCAGUCGACAAAGAGGUGAAGGCUCUGCUCGAGUUGAAGGCCCAAUACAAACAGGCGACGGGAGCGGACUGGAAGCCGGAUGCGGCGGCACCGGUGAAGGCGGAUAAGGCCGGUGGUGGAGACGGCAGGAAUCCCGGUGACCCAGCGGACCUCGGUGCCAAAAUCGCGGAACAAGGGGACAAGGUGAGAAAGCUGAAGAGCAGCAAAGCCGCGAAGGAAGCAGUCGGUGCAGAGGUUGCCGUUCUGCUCCAGCUCAAGGCCGCCUACAAGGCCGCGACCGGUCAGGAAUGGAAGCCGACCGUACAACCGACCGACACGACAGCCAAGACGCCAGCCAACGGCGUCGGGGACGUCGACGCACUGAAAGCCAAAGUCGAGGAACAGGGGAACAAAGUGAGGGAUCUGAAGGCGAAGAAGGCCGACAAGGCCACGAUCGACGCCGAGGUGUCGCAGCUCCUCGGACUGAAGGCAGAAUACAAAAAUCUCACCGGAGAGGAAUACUCGGCCGGCCCCCGAACCAAAGAGCAGAAGGAACCGAAAAAAGCCGAUGCGACCCCAAAGAAGCCCGAGCGAACCCCAAAGAAGGCGGAUGCGGCCCCAAAGAAGCCCGAGGCGACCCCGAAGAAGCACGAGGCGACCCCGGAACCCGAUUCCCGCAAGCACCAGACCCGCCUCGGCCUCGAGGCCAAGAAGGCCGAGAACCUCUCGGAGUGGUUCAGCCAGGUGAUCACCAAGUCGGAGCUGAUCGAGUACUACGACGUGAGCGGCUGCUACAUCUUCCGUCCCUGGUCCUUCUCCAUCUGGGAGGAGAUCAAGUCCUUCUUCGACGCGGAGAUCAAGAAGCUGGGGGUGGAGAACUGCUACUUCCCGAUGUUCGUGUCCCACGCGGCGCUGGAGAAGGAGAAGACGCACAUCGCGGAUUUCGCUCCGGAGGUCGCGUGGGUCACGAGGUCGGGUCAGAGCGACCUGGCCGAGCCGAUCGCCAUCCGGCCGACGAGCGAGACGGUCAUGUAUCCCGCCUACGCCAAGUGGAUCCAGUCGUACCGGGAUCUUCCGAUGAGGUUGAACCAGUGGAACAACGUGGUGCGGUGGGAGUUCAAGCACCCGCAGCCGUUCCUGCGAACGAGAGAGUUCCUGUGGCAGGAGGGGCACACGGCGUUCGCGACGCGGGCCGAGGCGGAGGACGAGGUCUACAAGAUCCUGGACCUGUAUCGUCGCGUCUACGAGGAUCUGCUCGCGAUCCCGGUGGUUCCGGGGCGGAAGACGGACAAGGAGAAGUUCGCGGGCGGGGAGUUCACGACGACGGUGGAGGCGUUCGUGUCCGCGAGCGGGCGGGGCAUCCAGGGCGGGACGUCGCACCACCUGGGCCAGAACUUCUCGAAGAUGUUCGAGAUCGUGUUCGAGGACCCGGAGACGGGGGAGAAGCAGUUCGUGCAUCAGAACUCGUGGGGGAUCACGACGAGGACCAUCGGGGUGAUGGUGAUGGUGCACGGGGACGACACGGGGCUGAUCCUGCCGCCGCGGGUCGCGUGCGUCCAGGUCGUCGUCGUCCCGUGCGGCAUCACGGCGGGAAUGAAGGAGGAGGACAAGGCGAAGCUUUUGGAGAAAUGCGCGGAAUACGAACGCCGGUUCCGCGAGGCCGGGAUCCGGUCGAAGGGCGACUACCGCGACAACUACUCGCCGGGGUGGAAGUUCAACCACUGGGAGCUGAAGGGCGUCCCGUUGCGAUUCGAGGUCGGACCCCGCGACGUCCGCCAGGGUCAGUUCGUCGCGGUCCGCCGGGACACGGGAGAGAAGAUCACCGGGCAGGAGAAAUCCGCCAUCGAGGAGGUCGAGAACAUCCUCACCGCGAUCCAAGCGAACCUGCUGAAAAGAGCCAAAGACGACCUGGACUCCCACAUCGUCCUCACCGACGACUGGCAGGACUUCUGCUCCCAACUCGACCGGAAGAACCUCCUCCUCUCCCCCUUCUGCGGCGACGGGGACUGCGAGGACCGCGUGAAGAAGGAGAGCACCCGCGACGAGGCCCAGGAGCCAGGCGCCCCCGCCAUGGGAGCCAAGAGCCUCUGCAUCCCCUUCCGGCAGCCGAGGGACCUCGCUCCGGGGGCCAGAUGCAUCCACCCGGCCUGCACGCGGCAGCCGCGGUUCUACACGCUCUUCGGGAGGAGUUACUGA
Molecule: messenger RNA, 4650 nt
Organism: Darwinula stevensoni
Lineage: Eukaryota; Metazoa; Arthropoda; Ostracoda; Podocopida; Darwinulidae
Source: the annotation of a GenBank genome assembly